AUGCUGGUUGCCAUCUGCUGGGUUAGGUGCUCCAACCUCGCCACAGAGGCUGCUGUUGUUGCGCUGCAGCUUCCAUUGUCUUCAAAGACGACAAGGCCAACUCCCACAAGCUCGUCCAUGGCGCUUCCACUCUUUGGAACCUCAUCUCCAUCUUCCCCUUCCGCCGUCCCCUUCGUCUGCAAGUCCUGGUACCGCGCCUCCCUCGACCCUAGCUGCUGGCGCCGCCUCAACUUCCACUCCCUCGAUUUCACGCCCUGGAGCCCUUUCUCCCGUGCCUUUGCGCUCCGCUACCGCCUCCACUCCCCCCUCUCCUUCUCCGCCUUCCUCCGUUUCGCCCUCCACCGCUCCCACGGCGUCGUCGACCAACUCGCCUUCCCCCUUUCCUCUGCCGUCUCCAUCCACGACCUCGCCUAUGCCUCUCGCAGAUGCUUGAGAUUGAAGGCGCUGGCUUUGCCGGACUACCUGAUGCUGGAGGACGACCUUCGAAUCCCGGAGCUGGUGUGGCGGUGGAAGGAUCUGGAGCAUCUGGAGAUGGAGACCAAGCCCUCCUCGUUCCUGGAGGCGGUCGCCGAGAUCGACCGUAACUGCCCGCGGUUCGUCGGGUUGAAGGUGCGCGGGCUAAUCAGGCGCGAGGAUGCCAAGGCUCUGGCUCGGUGCCUGCCGGAACUGAAGCACCUGGAGUUGAGCAAGUCCUACUUGACCAAGGACGAGCUGUUGGUGGUCAUCGGCGGCUGCCGGAAGCUGGAAAUGUUGACCGUAAAGGAUUGCCUCGGAUUCCAGGCGGACGACGAGAUUCUGAAGCUGGUGUCGCGCAUCGAGCGGUUCGAGCACGAGGGGUCGACGCUCGUAUAUUCUUACACCUGUUCGAACAUUGGCAGUAGGUCCGCUUUACAGGUCUCUUUCUUUUUAUCUACUUUAGAUCCGUAA
Zingiber officinale is the source of this 927-nucleotide messenger RNA. Its product is annotated as F-box/LRR-repeat protein At3g48880-like. Lineage: Eukaryota; Viridiplantae; Streptophyta; Magnoliopsida; Zingiberales; Zingiberaceae. Bases 1 to 927 code for a protein of 308 amino acids. The transcript is spliced from 3 exons. The record is from RefSeq and is a predicted model, not a curated record.